Molecule: messenger RNA, 2032 nt
Organism: Schistosoma rodhaini
Lineage: Eukaryota; Metazoa; Platyhelminthes; Trematoda; Strigeidida; Schistosomatidae
Source: the annotation of a GenBank genome assembly
GCGAAAGUUCAAAAAUUUGUUAGUGGUAUUUCUCUGUUGACUGUUAGUUUUUUUACGCAGUUGUGUUUAAAUUCACCAAUAUAUGUGUUGACAAUAAGAACGUAACAAAGAUAGUUCGAUUUCUCGGCCACUGUAUACAUAGUCUUACGACUUUGAACGUCUAUAGAACUAUUCUAUGAUUCCAGACCUCAUUUUUGCGACCACAUGUAAGACUCAUUUGUUGGAUGUUAUUUGCGGUCGUGUAUAUUCAGUGAUUCAGUUUUACCAACCAAUUGUUCUUGAUUAAAUUUCUAUGGAGAAGAAUGACAAAAAAUUGUAAGCUAUAAACCUACAAAACUGAUCAAUAAAAGAGCUGUUUUGAAACAGAAAAAGGAGAACAAACUGUUGGCUAUGGAAACAAAGGAGAUUGAAGAGAGACUGAAGCUGCUUAAAUCGACUCUUUAUUCAGAACUAACCAAAACAAAUAAACUCAAGUAAUGAAAUUAUGUAGUUUAAGUUCAAUGGUCAGUUCGUCUGUGCCGAUUUGGGAAGGUAGUUGUACGACCUCUAUAGUAGAAAAACAGAAAAGCGAUACAAUAGUUGACGUAUGAAAUUUAUUCAACCUGUUGUGUACACUUGGUUUUAGAUCAGUGGACUUAAAUUCAAGCCUUUGAAGCACAGUACGACUUCUGAAAUCAAAAGUCCAGAUACGUAUGGUAGUUUUAUCCGAAAAAUAAAUGAAGGCAUGAAACUUACACCCGUAAAUCCUAUCAAUGCUCACCCGUCUAUGUGUGGACAGUGUGAAGACAAAAAGGCUGUUGUUUUGUGCCAGGAAUGCAGUGAAUAUUACUGCGCUAAAUGUUUUGCAACGUUUCAUUUAAAAGGAGCACUUAGACGUCAUCAUUCGUUGCCUGUUUCAACUUGUAGCUUACGGCCUGAGUCACGUCCCUGUAAAGGAAGUGAUGGUAUUAACAAAAUAAAAGAAUUGAAAGAGUCAGUUAGCAAAGGAUGUCAAAGUUCCUUUAAUAUUGCGACCAAAUCAAAUUUAGCUUUACAAACUGAAGCAAUAAAUGAUCCCGACCAAUAUGGUACCCCUAUUAAAACACCACAAACAACAGAACAAUCUUCAGCUACAGUCAGUCAUAUAACCUCAAUACCAUAUAAAACAUUUGUUCCGGUAGAAAUAUAUUUCAGGCCAAGUAUAUCUUAUGCAGAAAAAUUAUUGCUUCGUUUGCAUCGGAAUUCUAAGCUUCGGCAACCAAUAAGACAAGAAGGCUUAGAUAGUCAAAAAGUAUCUGAAAGGAAUUUCUUGCCAAAUCUAAGUAAUGAAGAACAAGAGAAAAACCAGAAUGGAAUUAUGGAGAAUUGCACAUUAAAUAGGAAUUCAUUUGAUGAAUUACAUAAAUUGGCUACAACACGAAUGCAAUUGAGUAAUGAUAAUCCACAUGUUUUCUCGCAUUCUAAAUUAGAUUCGGAAAAGCCUGUUACUCAAACAGAUGAAAUAAUGUAUCCAAUUAAUGAUGAAUCGAAUGAAAAUUAUUUAAAUACACCCCUUUUUGAUGUAGCACUAUGUGAAUUGACUAAACAAAAAGAAAAUACUGGCAAAAUCCACAAAGGACAAUCUUCACAGAUCAGUGAUAAAGAUGAUCUCGUCAAUGAAAUUCAUGAGCAUAAUAAAAUUAUGGGUUCAUCAAGUAAUAAACAAAAUAUAUGGUGCCCGGUGCAAUCACUAAUUAAUCCUGAUUCUAAUACAAAUCUUCGACUCAGUGAAACAAUCAUACGGAAUUUGAAUAUGGUUUUAGAUGAACAGUCAGUGAACAUCACCGACCCACAAAACAGCUUUAUAGAAGAUUCAAUAAUGAAGUAAAAUAAUUCGCAAACAUUAGCAUUAUUCAAAAUCAGUGUUAUAUGGAAAAAAAUUAGACAACUUUCACUUUUUUCUUAUGUAUAAGAAAGCAACUUAUUCGGUUUUAUAAAUAAAUAAAUAAAUUGCUUUUCAUAUGUUUUAAUUGAUUCCUUAUUGUUGACUCAUUCGUUUGAUAAAGAAAUAAAC